GUGGCAACUUCUGCUAUUGCUGUUUGCAAUACUCGUCAUCAUGGGCGGAAUAGCAGUUCUAGCUGCAAUCUUUGGUCCCGGGAAAGCUACUCUUGAAGAAGAUUAUACAGGUGGUGAAGAUACUACCACAGCACAACCAACAACCACAAAGAAAGCAACGACUGGAGCCCCAUCAGCAACCACUGCUCCGACAACCACAGCGCAGCCAAGAACCCCAGAAAAACUAACAACUUCUGCUCCACCAACAACAACUGCUCCAGCAACCACAGCACAAACAAUAACCACAGAAGAAGCGACAACCACUGCUCAAGCAACCACAGCGCAGCCAAUAACCACAGAAAAACCAACAACCACUACUCCAACAACCACAGCAAAAUCAACAAAACCAACAAGUACUGCACCAACAACCACAACACAACCAACAAUCACAGGAAAUCCAACAACUUCUGUUCCACCAACAACCACUGCACCAACAACCACAGCACAACCAACAACCACAGCACAACCAACAACCACCGCACAACCAACAACCACAGCACAACCAACAACCACAGCACAACCAACAACCACAGCACAACCAACAACCACAAAAAAUCCAACAACUACUGUUCCAUCAACAACCAUUGCUCCAACAACCUAA
Messenger RNA from Pocillopora damicornis (cauliflower coral), 640 nucleotides. RefSeq lists its product as uncharacterized. Lineage: Eukaryota; Metazoa; Cnidaria; Anthozoa; Scleractinia; Pocilloporidae. The record is from RefSeq and is a predicted model, not a curated record.